AUGGCAACUCAAUAUGAAAUCGAGCAUAACAUCAAGGCGCCCAGCGCAUCUGGCGGGCCACGGCGGCGGCAGGUAGACAUGUCGACGUUCGAUGCGCACCUACGACAAAUCGUCCCCGAAACCUCCUCCGGCAGCGCCGUCAGCGGCCCACCAGCAGAACAGCACAACAACCCGCACGCGGUAGCGAACCCAGUCGACUUAGCAGCCCUAUACCGGCUGGUGCAGGACCAGAUGGGCACGCUCGCGACGACGGCGCCGACGCAGGCGAACAGCGACUUCCUACGGCAGCUGGUCGAGAUUCUGGAUGAGGACGUGGCGCACCCGCCGUCGCGCAUCACGGGCGUCAGCCAGGAUUUCGUCGACGGGCUGGACCGGGUCGCGCGCAAGACGCUCAAGGACGACGCGACUUGCCCCAUCUGCGCCGAGCGCUACCUCGACGACCCCUACUGCCUGGUCGUCGAGCUUCCGUGCCACCACAGCCACCGCUUUGAUCUUGACUGCGUCGGCCCCUGGCUCCGUAGCAAAGGCACCUGCCCGCUGUGUCGCAAGGAAUUGGACAAGAAGGAGGUGGUGCCGACGAAGGAUGAGGACGAGGAGGAGGAAGACGACAUGGACGGCCUUUAUGCGUGA
Lasiosphaeria miniovina is the source of this 630-nucleotide messenger RNA. RefSeq lists its product as uncharacterized. The record is from RefSeq and is a predicted model, not a curated record. The transcript is spliced from 2 exons. Lineage: Eukaryota; Fungi; Ascomycota; Sordariomycetes; Sordariales; Lasiosphaeriaceae. Bases 1 to 630 code for a protein of 209 amino acids.